AUGGCCAAUGGCAUUGAAGAUCUUAUCGGGAUCCCAUUCCCAAACCACAGCAGUGAAAUCUUAUGUGGCUUAAAUGAGCAACGGCAUGAUGGUCUCCUCUGUGAUGUCAUCCUCAUUGUACAGGACCAGGAGUACCGGACCCAUCGGUCUGUCCUUGCUGCCUGCAGCAAGUACUUCAAAAAACUCUUCACUACUGGCACUUUAACAGACCAGCCCUAUGUUUACGAGAUUGACUUUGUCAAGCCUGAAGCACUUUCUGCCAUCCUCGAGUUUGCCUACACCUCAACCCUCACCAUCACCACCUCAAAUGUCAAGCACAUCCUCAACGCUGCCAAGAUGCUGGAGAUCCAGAGCAUCAUCAAUGUAUGCCUUGAAAUCAUGGAGCCUGACAGAGAGGCCGAAGAUGAAGAUGACAAAGAGGACGAAGAUGAUGAUGAAGAUGAAGAUGAAGAUGAAGAGGAGGAGGAAGAGGAGGAAGAAGUGGAAGAUUUUGUCAGUCAGGAGAACAUAACCGAUGUGCAAGAAGUAAGCUGUCACCAAAGCCCUUCUGCGUCUGAUCUUACUGAAGAAGCAUAUACAGAAGCACCUAAAGACUUUCCAAAUCACUACCCAGCUAGUAACUCCUCUGGACACAUGGGCAUGAUACGAGACUUCUCCAUUGAGUCCUUGCUAAGUGAAAACUUGUACCCUAAGGUGAACAUCCCAGAAAGGCGGCCACCUCUCUCUCCUUUUGCCCCUAACUUCUUUCCCCAUCUAUGGAACGGUGACUUUAGCUCCUUCUCCCAGCUUGAGGAGCCACAAGUAGACAGUGGCCCCUUGGAUCUGGUGAUCAAAAAGAAGAAGAUCAAGGAAGAGGAGGAGAAAGAAGACCUGCCUCCGCCUCCUUUUCCUAAUGACUGCUUCAAGGACAUGUUUGCUAACAUGCCAACAGCUCCCUUAGGGCAUAUUAAGGCAGAGGCUGACUAUAGUGCUUAUCUCAAUUUCUUAAGCGCUACCCAGUUUGGAGGAGUUUUUCCACCAUGGCCCCUGGAGGAAGAGAGGAAAAUAAAGCCCAAGGCAUCUCAGCAAUGUCCUGUCUGUAACAAAGUCAUUAUGGGAGCCGGCAAGCUGCCCAGGCACAUGAGGACCCACACAGGGGAGAAGCCGUAUAUGUGCAAUAUCUGUGAAGUUCGCUUUACCAGGCAGGACAAGCUGAAAAUCCACAUGCGGAAGCACACGGGGGAACGUCCAUACCUGUGCAUCCACUGCAAUGCCAAAUUUAUUCACAACUACGACCUGAAGAACCACAUGCGCAUCCACACGGGCAUCCGGCCCUAUCAGUGCGAGUUCUGCUACAAAAGCUUCACCCGCUCUGACCACCUCCAUCGCCACAUCAAACGCCAGAGCUGCCGAAUCGCACGGCCCCGACGAGGACGCAAGCCGGCAGCGUGGAGGGCUGCCAGCUUGCUCUUUGCUCCUCCCAAUGGCCAGCCAGUGGAGAAUAGCUUUGUGAUGCCGCCGACAUUGGAGGAGAUGAGUGGCCACCUCGGUGGUACGGCCAUGUGCCUUCCCGGCCCCAGCCCCAAGCACUUUUUCAGCGGGGCCAAGACCUCCUUCAGCCUCCAGGAGUUGGAGAAUCAAUUUGAUGAAACGCAGAUGAAGCUAUUCAGGCGAGCCCAGAUGGACAUGGAGAGGAAUGCAGGCAUCUUUGCCUUUGCCCUGGGCCAUAAUGAAAAUCUUGCUGCCCAGCCCUUCUUUCCUGUCCCUGACCCUUGGAGCACAGGCUUCAGUGGCUUGGCAGGGCUUGGCCACAUGGCUUCCAUCUCAGAAACAGGCAACUAA
Molecule: messenger RNA, 1821 nt
Organism: Acanthisitta chloris (rifleman)
Lineage: Eukaryota; Metazoa; Chordata; Aves; Passeriformes; Acanthisittidae
Gene: ZBTB7C
Product: zinc finger and BTB domain containing 7C
Exons: 2
Coding region: 1-1821 (606 amino acids)
Biological process (GO): regulation of transcription by RNA polymerase II
Molecular function (GO): RNA polymerase II cis-regulatory region sequence-specific DNA binding; DNA-binding transcription factor activity, RNA polymerase II-specific; protein binding
Source: RefSeq, a predicted model, not a curated record